UCAUCAAUCACGUUAUCUUUUGGGCUAGUUUAGACAGCUCAAGUACUUAUGAUAUAGCCUAGACAAAAACUGGGUAAACAGCGUGAUGCCGAAAAUAUAAGCAAUACUCGUUAUACUGAAACCAUGUACGGAGGGACUGGAUUACGCUCUAACAGCGCUGUCUUUGAUGGGGAAAUUCCAACCCAAACUAGCAACUGGAAUUGUACAGUGUUUCCAAAAUUGCACAUUGAGUCGAUACCAGAUGUAUUCUCACCUUAUGUCGUUUUUUCGUCUUACGCAGACUUCUUAGAAAAUCAGAAAAUCAAAAGAAGUAAGAUUAUUGCAACAAUGAAUGAACAUGUGUCAGAGAAAUGGGAACUUCGAGGCUGCUAUACGUAUGCAAUUGAACACAUUCUUGACCUUGAUUAUGAACAUAUUGACCAUGUUCCUGUUCAUCGAGUGAAGGAGUUGCAUAAAUACACACAGUCUCAAGCAUUGGAUGAGCCAUUAUUAGAAGAAUGGCAAAAGUAUUUUGCAGAAAGAAAUCUAGAAGAUGGUGCUAGUACAUCUAAACAAAAAUUGCAAUGGAUGCAUGAAAAAAUCAGUGAUUUUCUGUGGCAGCUGCUGUAUUUGGUGAACAAAAGACAGAUUCCAGAACCUGAAGAACUAACAGAAGGAAUGUUCCAAGAUCUGUUCAUCAGAUUUGCUAGAAUAUUUGGUUUGAAUUUAAUAGGUGUUCCCAGCGUUGGACAAUACAGUUUUGAUUUAUACAAUAAAGAAAUUUCCUCAGUCCCUGAUGCUCUGUUGAUAGAUCCUUUAAAGGGAAAUUCCAUACUUGGCAUUGUUAAGGUUAAAAAUUAUUAUAGCAAAGAAAGUGAUUCACAGACACAAAGAAACCUAGAAAGGGGGACAACUGUGCACAACCAAGACCAGGGUGUGGACAGUCGGUUGAAGGGUCAGCUGGUCGGGGAUAUCCUGGCGGUGCUGAAGAACUCUAUGUUUGGUCCUACUGGAAUCUUUGGUCUGAUAGUUCAAGCUACAGAGGUAACAAUUGUUGCAUUUGCAACAGAAAACAAUUAUUUGGAGUGCAUAAAGAACGGCAAAUUUCCUAACCGUGACUGUGCUACAGUGAAGUACAGUGAAAAGUGCAAUAUUCUGACAAAGAGAGGGAGGCUUGAACUUGUUAAAGCUUUUCUUGGCAUGGCGGAUUUAAUGGAAUGCUUGUAAUUGUGAAAAUGAUGAAUCGUUUCAGUAUUUUCUUCUGUCAGAGUAAAGUAUUUGUUUGAGAUGUUGUCUGAAAUGCAACAUUUAGGCAUUAUUUUGUAUUGCCAUUGUAUAUUGUUAAUAUGUCAUUUUCAUUUGAAUGUUGAUUUAUUAUUAAUAAUUAAAACAAUAAAAUUUGAAGUUUGCUUGAA
This is a messenger RNA of Magallana angulata, 1394 nucleotides long. RefSeq lists its product as uncharacterized. The transcript is spliced from 5 exons. NCBI's taxonomy places the organism in Eukaryota, Metazoa, Mollusca, Bivalvia, Ostreida, Ostreidae. The record is from RefSeq and is a predicted model, not a curated record. Bases 124 to 1206 code for a protein of 360 amino acids.